Verticillium nonalfalfae is the source of this 3681-nucleotide messenger RNA. RefSeq lists its product as uncharacterized. The transcript has a single exon. Bases 1 to 3681 code for a protein of 1226 amino acids. The record is from RefSeq and is a predicted model, not a curated record. Lineage: Eukaryota; Fungi; Ascomycota; Sordariomycetes; Glomerellales; Plectosphaerellaceae.
AUGGCCAUGGAUCCUAGGGCAGUUGUCCCGCCAUGCAGUGCGUCAACUCCAAAUCUCGACGGCCGGAGGCGAUUUCCCCUCAUCGGCCGGAGGCCAUCAUCGGUAUCGAGCUCUGCUUCACCAACACCGCCCGCAACACCAACAAGGGCGUCACCCGCUCGUGCACCACCUCAAUCUCCUGCUCAGCCAUCGACACCCCCAGCAGCAGGCUUGACCAUUCGGGCUCUCAUCAAGUUUGGUCCACCGUUACUGGCCAACUACGACAACGUCUACGAAGCCUGCAGAGACUUUGUCCCUUCUGAUAACAUCUGCCAGGGCUUGCUUCGCCGCCUCGAGCAUGGCUGUCAUGAUCUGAUCACCCGCCGCGACUCGUCUGCCUUGGAUUCCAAAUCUGGCAGGAAACCUCUUCGCUUCGAAGCACAAUUCACCAUCACUCGUGCUGGCGUUCACUGGACCACUGUGACGUACAGAUCUUACCAAAAGCUGCCCUUGGACAGACAGGCCGCGGUCGAUGUCGCACUGGCCACCGACCGCAUUAUCGGAACGUUUCUUCGCCGCCAUGAUAGAGGCUUCACCUGGCAGGCACCCGAUCGCCACUCUAUUGAUUCCCGCACUACAAGACCCCAAAGCCGCCAUAGUGCUUCACUCUUCUCCCUCACCUCACAGGACCGUCUUGUCGUAACAAAACAAAACAUACCAUUCUUACCCGGCUACGAAAUCGUCCUGAACUUCCGCUCAAGAUGCCGCUCACGUCAACCUGUCACCUGGGAUCGCCGCUUCACCAUCAAGAGCACGCAGACCACGCCACUCACGCCGCGAUUGGUCGAAGGCUUGACAUGGAAGCUGUCGAAAUGCAUUCACGACGCGCUGGAUGCCAGAAAACGCGAAUUUGACGACGCGCGGGCGGCGUGCGAUUUCCUGGAAGAGGUGGAAGACUCAUUUGAAGAUGAAGCCGUCUUCAUCGACUUCAAGCUACACAACUGCACCGGGAUGAAUAACUCGGACGCUGGGCGCUCUGUCACUAGUAGUUUCCCUCUCUUCCAAGACUCGGAUGCACACGACGCGCGUGAGUUUGCUGAGCAGCUGGACAAGUCGCUCGCCGACCUAAGGGACGAGACGGACAAGGCUCUGAACUCACUCGACGACCUCAAGAUUCUCAUUCGAGACAUCUCUGGCCGUGACCAGACACUCAAGAAUCCCUUUGCUGUGGUUCUUGACUCCUCAGUCUGUUACGCACCACGAACGAUCGACGCUGCCUUGGACAGAGUCCAGUCUGGGAUCGCCCACGUUCUGUAUGGCAAAGAUGUGACCCUGGUCAUGGCUGCGACCAAACGUGGGCACAUGGUGCUUGAAAAGACCAUUGUUGGUCGACCAGCUUCUCUCAACUCUCUCAGUUCUCUUCAUUCUCUCGCUGAGGAGCCCCAGACGGAACAAGAGAUCCUCCUUUCAAGCCUCAAAGACUGCAUUCAGCGGGACAUCGCCAUGGUCAUACUUGACACAAGGUCGUUGAGUGACAUGCAGGCAAGGCCCCAGAAUCUUCGCUUGAUUGAGCGCAGCGCACCCCCCUCCACCACUCGACCACCCGCCGUAUUCGCCCAAGUUUCCAGCGGCCCGUCCGUCCCUCCAUCCAAAGCCGGGGUCGAGACGAAUGAGACGCGUCCCGAAACGACUGUCUCAACGGCACCAGCCGCGCUGCCACAUCAGCCUGAAACACCAGUCAGGAGCACGGUCAGAAACGAUGAUCUAGGAAUCGAGACCCCAUUGAUCAGCCGCGAAAGCAGCACUGAUCUCUCUGCCAUCACUGUCGAUAACGAAGUUGGGCAUUCGACCCCGCCAUCUACACCCAGCCUCAGCGACUGCGCCGUUGACAGCCCUCGCCAUAGCUACCCGACCACACCCCCUGCGCUGCAAGCUUUUGUGGGCGCAGCCGAUGAAAUUCGCGUGCGGCGCGAUUCCGAUACUUCGGAUCAAGAAUGCGAAGAUGGCAUCGCAUCACCAGAGGUUCCGAAAGAAACUGCGCCUGUCAUGGUCAAAGAACCGCGCCGAUUCGGACUGCUUGGCAGGCGACCCGAGUCGACCACAUCUGCAUCUGAUGUAGUUGCGAAUUCUGAAGAGACUUUAACGACCAACACGUCGGACGCACAUGUCGAGCAGCCGAAUCUCACCCCGGCUGUCGAUGACCCAAUAAUGCCGGCUGUUCAGAAAGCUCCGCGUGAAUCACCUUUUGAAGGAUGGCUUGGUUAUUCGUGCGAACCCAUUCCUGAGGAGCCACUCAAUGAGGAGCUGGAUACACUGGUUGGACACGUAAAGUUGGAGGAGUUCCCCGCUGCCCAGCCAUCAGCCUCGAUUGCUCAGGCCAUCACGGCCAUGUCGCCCGAGGCAGCUGUGAAUGCUGCACCAGCGAACGAGGAUGCCAGCGCAGUUCCUCCGCUACAGGAUGCAGUCGUUAACCUGGCUCCUCGCGUUGAUGUGCCUGUGGUCACCGAUCUCGCUGCCGUUUCGAAACCCGAGAUUGAGGGCUGGCUUGGAUAUUGUUGCGACCCGCUCGACGAAGGCCAACUCCGUACUGACGUGACGCAAGCCCCAACCACCAUCAGCUAUCCUCUCGGUACCCUUGAGAGCGUCGCCAUGGAAGAUGUAGAGCUACCUAUUUCAAUUCCGGCUGCAGAAUCUACCGAGGGAACGAUUCCUGUGGAUGACUGCAAAGAGUUGGACCUACUCGAUACGCACUGCACAGGAAAUGGCGCGGAGGCAGCCGAGGGUGUUGCAGUGAACGAGCCACAAGCAUCUUUGGAUCACAUGAAAGACGAAAUGCCCUUGCAGCAUGCAACAGUCUUGGAGACCAUGGCCCCCAACGCAGCUGUUGGGUCCGUUGAGCCAGCUGAGCUCAAUGUCCCUCCUGGCUCCACCCCGGUAGAAGCCAUUGAGGAUGCUCUUACUCCUGUCAAGACUCUUACCCUCACCACUGAAUCCCCCGAGUUCCGCCAGCGCUCGGAUGAAGAUGUCAAUGAUGCCCCCAAAACCCCCACCGACACGCAGGCGUACGAGACCGCCGAUCCCCACACACCAACGAUGACAGACGACUCAAACGCCAGCGACUCCAUUGCAAACCAAGACCACUCUCCUAGUCCAUUCCCUGAGCUUGAGAGCCCCAAGCUUACAGGGUCCGCUUCAUCCACCUCGCUCACACUGUGGUCUCAUAACCGAUCUCCUUUCUUCUCAGAUGACUUCGAUUUCCCCCCCAAGGGCAUCGAGUCCCCCUCCCAAUAUGCUCGUCCCUCAUUUUCGCGCCCCCAAACCUCCUAUGGGUCAGCCCUCUCCCACAUCGCCCCGGCCUUACGCCGACCCCAGCUCCAGCCCCAUAAGCGCCAGUUCUCCUCUCCGACUGCUGGGUACCUCGGCCUCCUUCACGGGCAUGGCUCUCCACUACGGAUGACGAGCUACGUCUGUUCUCAGCUUGUGGAUGGAACGCAGGAUGAGGGGCCGGCAGUGCGUCGCCGGAGCCUACACCGCAGUCCCUCGAGCGUGCUUCUUGGCCUUGGCUACGAACAGAGCAUCGAGGCACAAUCGCGACCUGGGUCGUCGGCUGGAUUCCGGCCGAGGACUGAUAGCAUGAGUUCUUUCGGUGGCAGGUCCAGGACAGGAUCGAUCAUUGGUGGUGCUGGACUUUGGAUGAAGUAG